Psammomys obesus (fat sand rat) is the source of this 786-nucleotide messenger RNA. It is a transcript of the gene Arln, whose product is annotated as chromosome unknown C4orf3 homolog. Lineage: Eukaryota; Metazoa; Chordata; Mammalia; Rodentia; Muridae. The coding region runs from base 149 to 352 and encodes 67 amino acids. The transcript has a single exon. The record is from RefSeq and is a predicted model, not a curated record.
AGCCCCUCGGCGGUGGGCGGGGCCGGCCGGAGUUGGUUGCUAGGCUCGGGGAGCGGCAGCGUUCGGAUUCUGGCGUCCUCUGCUUCCGCCAUAGCCGGAGUGCGGAGCCCAGCGGCUCUCAGGUGCGCGCUGCUGCAGCGAGGCGGAGAUGGACCUGAGUCAGGCGGCGUCUGGGACCGACGGCGCCCGGGAGCGGAGGGGCUCGAGGGGAGCUGGGAGGAAGCAGAGCCAAGAUGAGCGACCGCAGUCCGGGACGAACGGGCUUCCGAAACACUCCUACUGGCUGGAUCUCUGGCUCUUCAUCCUCUUCGACCUGGUGUUGUUCCUCAUCGUGUACCUCUUGCCCUGGUGAGUGUCUCGAGUGCUCACGGGCUGGGCGACUGCUCAAGGUUUCUCGGGGAGGCGGCCCAGUUGGGUCAAAGAGCCAAAAUGGACUUCCCUGUCACUGCACUGUCAAGAGGGGUGUGGAAGAAACUUGGCUUCUCGUUUUUGCUGUGUCUUGAGGGCCUGCACCCCCAGGAAGGAACGGAAGUUAACUUUUAUAAACUUUUAUCUAUAAUUAGAAUCCACAGUAAGUAAAUAGGAGCGUGUGGCAGAUUACGUGUGACUAUAUCUAAAAGUGAUUUGGGCAUUAGGUACGGGCUUAAAGUAUGUUUAGCAAAAAGUAGGCCAUAAACUUAACAUGUCCCAACGUUGUCAUACAGCCUAUGCAGAUAUGUUUACUAUCGUCGGGUCAUGUUUUCGAUGUUGUAGCAAAUUGGGAGGCAGAGAAAGGGUUGGAUGGGG